Mitosporidium daphniae is the source of this 1152-nucleotide messenger RNA. RefSeq lists its product as uncharacterized. Gene Ontology annotation, biological process: zinc ion transmembrane transport. Gene Ontology annotation, cellular component: membrane. Lineage: Eukaryota; Fungi; Microsporidia. Bases 1 to 1152 code for a protein of 383 amino acids. Gene Ontology annotation, molecular function: zinc ion transmembrane transporter activity. The record is from RefSeq and is a predicted model, not a curated record. The transcript has a single exon.
AUGGAUGGUGCAUUGGUGUGGGAGAAAUGUCUGAUGACAAUUAUCCUCUUUUUUGUUACUCUAAUAUUUACAUUUCUACCUUGGGUUUUGAAGAGCUCUAACUCCCCAAAAUGGCGCACUUCCGUGUUGUCGCUUUGCACUUGUCUCGCUGGUGGUGUGAUAGUUGGUUCUCUAUUUUUCCAUUUGAUUCCAGAAACGUUGAUCAAUGUCCAUUCGGUAAGCAUUGCACCUGCUCAUGGAAAAUCCAAUCCAAUCGCUCAUGAUUGCAGGUUGCAUGACCAUUCACUCGGAUGCUCCCACCAUCAAGGCGCUGAAUCACAUUCCCACUCAGUUCACGACCAUGCUGAUGAUUGCUGCGAAGAGCCUUUUCAAUGGGGUUCUUUAGUAUUUGGCCUUUCAUUUUUCGGGCUUUUAGCCAUUGAUAGGUUGCUCUUGGCUCAUCGCAAUUGUGCCGAGCCCUCUUCAUCACCGAUAAAGGAAAAAUUAAAAUCCAGUCCCAGCUCUGCGCAUAAAGUUUGUUGCUCCUCAAAAAAUGACAACCACAGCCACCAUGCACCAUCUUCAGUUCAAAGCCAGGCAGGUUUCGGCGAGCCAUUGAAAUCAACCCCAAAUCAACCUUCCUCCUCUCAAGAGUGCCAUAGUGUAAAUGCCUUUGGAGGCUGUCAUGUCGAGGGAUUAGAACAAGGGUCCUCAAAAGUGCAGUCGUUAUUUUUUGUUUUGGCCCUUUCAGUUCACUCCUUUGUUGAGGGCCUAGCCGUGCAAUCGAUAUCAACGGCGCCUGCCAUGUUUUCCUUUUGCAUUUCACUUUUUUCGCACAAAUGUUUGGAGGCUCUUGCCCUCGGCAUUAGCGUGUAUAAAGCCAAAUUCUCCAUCUCUCACUCGAUCAUUUUGGGAUUUAUUUACUCUUGCCUAACGCCACUUGGAAUCCUGAUUUCAAUUGGACUGCAAGAGACCUCUAUUUCCGGCCCUGUCCUUGCAGCGGUGGUAAAUGGGCUUGCCGCCGGAUCUUUUCUCUUUGUCGCCGUUAUAGAAAUGAUAAUCCCGGAACUGCACACCUAUUCGUCAUCUACGCCAGCAAAGUUUCUUGUCCUGAUUUGCGGAUUUCUCGGAAUGGCUGCUGUAUCCCUUUUUCCCCACGCACAUACCCAUUGA